Tilletiopsis washingtonensis is the source of this 958-nucleotide messenger RNA. RefSeq lists its product as hypothetical. The transcript has a single exon. Bases 245 to 916 code for a protein of 223 amino acids. NCBI's taxonomy places the organism in Eukaryota, Fungi, Basidiomycota, Exobasidiomycetes, Entylomatales. The record is from RefSeq and is a predicted model, not a curated record.
CUCCACCACAGCACACCCACAGCUCUCUCUCGCCUUGCGCUCCACACCCAACAGGUCGAGCCUCAUCCCCCGCACCUCCCCACCUCGCGCUAGCGCCCCCGGCACACCUCCUUUGCGACGUACUCCCGCUUUCUGGCGUCUUCGCCUCGGCCUCGCGCUUCAGCAGCGGUGCAGCAAGCAGCCAGAGAGGCUUUCUUCGUUGCUUCCGCCUCUUCUUCGGGCCACUUCCUCUUGCGCCGCCGCCAUGCCUUGCGCCGUGCCCUCCUCCUCCUCCUCUUCGCUGUCCAGCAUAGCAGCAGCAGCAGCAGCGGCAGCAAGCGCUUCUUCUGCCUCUGAACCGACGCCCGAGCCGACACAAGGCGAGCUGCUGCGCGCCUUCUUCGCCGCACAGCAGCGCCGCCGAGCGCACUGGGCCGAGUACGACGAGGCCUUUGCCGCCCUCGCUGCGUCCGCCUCGCCCGGCGCCCACCCCACUGCAGCGGCACCAGAGCACGCCGCCGAGGCAGGCGCAUGUGGCUGUGUCGCCGCUUCGCACGUCGCGGCGCCGUUGCGAGAGCAAGACCUGCCUCGCAUCCUGGCGCUCAUCACCGCCGGCCUACUGGAUGCUUCGCACGAAGUACGCACCUGCGCCACCGCCUUACGUUCCCUCUCCUCUUCUUCCUCGUCGUCAUCAUCAGCAUCAGCAUCAGCAUCAUCAGCACCGGCGCGCCACUGCGCAGAGCUGCUCGACGCAGUGCAGGACGCAGAGAACGCCGUGCUGCGCGCCAUCGUGGCGCGCGACUCUGCGCGCCGCGACAAAGUGCGAGAUCGAAGCGAGGAGAUUGCACAGUGCGAGAGAGAGGUGGGGGAUAAGAGAAGGGACAUUGAGGAGCUGUGUGCAGAGGUUAGAGCGGAGAUGGCGGAGUUGGAGGAAUGAAAGAGAUGCGAAACGAGGGCCAAGCCGAGAGAGAAGGGGGGG